Molecule: messenger RNA, 1492 nt
Organism: Jatropha curcas
Lineage: Eukaryota; Viridiplantae; Streptophyta; Magnoliopsida; Malpighiales; Euphorbiaceae
Product: putative F-box protein At1g65770
Molecular function (GO): protein binding
Source: RefSeq, a predicted model, not a curated record
AAAAAAAAAAAAAAAAGAAAAAAGAAGCAGCAUAAAGAUGCAUCCCACUGGAACACCACCACCACCACCACCACCAAUAAACUGACACAAAGAUCCAAUCUUUACCAGAAUCAGUGGAAGCUCGAUCAAUAGAGAGAGAGAGAGAGAGAGAGAGAGAGAGCAAAUGAGUCAGUGGGCCGAUCUUCCAAAAGAGCUAAUAGAAUCGAUCGGAAAAUGUCUCGAUUCUCCUGUUGACGUUCUCCGCUGUCGCUCAGUCUGCAAGUCUUGGCGAUGCUACGUUGCUGUUCCUUCUUUUGACCAAGAAAUUCCUUAUUUAAUCCUUAAAAUUCCUCAACCCAUCAGAGCAGAUGCUAUUCUCGUCCAAUCCACUGUUUGUAGGAUUGAGUUUGCAAAUCAGAAUUCGAAUUCCUCUAGUUGUUCAAUGACAAAAGGUUGGUUAACCAAAAUUGGGGAGUCCAGAUACGGAAAAUUGAAGCUUCAAAACCCACUUUCAGAUAAGAAAAUCAGGUACCCUCUGUUGAAUUUAUUGGACACUAAUUUUACCCAAUUAAGUAAAGGAUUCAUGCUUAAACACCCAUCUGGGCAUCCUGUUUAUGGGGUUAAUAAAGUAGUUCUAUUUCCAAUUAGUGAAAAACAUUACAGCAAAAAUGAGAUUGGCAUUUUAGCUAUUUUCCAUGAAGGAAAAUUAGGUUACUGGAAAUAUGGACAUGACAAUUGGACCCUUUUAGAUGAUACAAACUUUCAAUAUGAUGAUAUUAUUGAAUAUAAGGGUCAAAUUUAUGUUGUUGAUACAUGGGGUAAAGUUUCUUGGAUUGAUUCAUCUUUGAAAUUGAUUCAAUAUUCACCUCCUUUGUUUGGUUGUGGUGAACAGAAGCAUUUGGUGGAGUCAUGUGGUGAUCUUUAUGUAGUUGAUAGGUAUCUUGAUGGAAAAAGAAUAACAUGGAAAGAUUAUCAUAUUUUUGAUGAUGUUGGAAAUAAUAUUCCCAUUCGUCAUAGGAGGUAUAGGAAAUGUAAUCCUAAUGCCAUUGAUUUUAGAGUACAUAAAUUGGAUGAAGAUUGGGGUAAAUGGGUUGAUGUGAAAUCUUUGGAAGAUAGAGCUUUUGUUUUGGGUGUUGAUUGUAAUUUCUCCAUUUCGUGUAGCGAUUUUGCUGGAGGUAAAGGGAACUGUAUUUAUUUCACAGAAGAUGACAAUUAUUUAGGAAGAGGAUUGAGUAAUGAUUGCAUUCGUGUGUUUCGGUUAGAAGAUCAUAGUAUUGAGAAAAUAGGAGCAUUGCCCGAGUAUUCUGAGGUAUUUUGGCCACCAGAUACUGGCUCAGAAGGAACAAAUCUGGCUCAAUGUUCUUUAUCUUAUUUCAGUUAGAAUGGUCAUUUGUAUCAUUUCAAAUCUUUUUAAUGUUGAAGUUCUAAUGUAUUCAGUGAGACAUUGUUGCUUUCUUGGUUUUUGAGUUUGAAAUACAUGGUUGCUUUAGACUUGUGAUCUUUGAUCAUUUUA